CGAGCUUCAUCCGUGGCGUCGUCUUGACAACGGCCAGAGUUUAGCCGCCGUUGUUUAGGCUAAUAGUGGAAGAAGCCGUUUUAGUUUAUUUAGAUUAAUGCAACAACAUUAAAACACCUACUUCUCAGCUGAUAUCAUCAUGCUGUAAUGGCCACAAGUAAUCCGUCAGCGUUUCUUCUAUCGAUCAACGGGCAGAUUGAAGGAGCGAACUUUCCAGAAUACGAUGAUUUGUACUGUAAAUACUGUUUCGUCUAUGGCCACAAUUGGGCUCCCACCUCGGGUUUGGAAGAAGGCAUCUCCCAAAUAACGUGUAAGGGCAGUCAGUCCUCACACCGAUUAAUCUGGAACUUUCCUCUGGAAAUCACCUUUAAGAGCUCAAACCCCUCUGGAUGGCCUCUGAUUGUGGUGAGCGUCUACGGUCCUGACAUAUUUGGCAACGAUGUGAUCCGAGGCUACGGAGCCACACACAUCCCCUUCACACCCGGACAACAUACACGAACAAUCCCCAUGUUUGUUCCAGAGUCCACAUCAAGAUUUCAGAAAUUCACAAGCUGGCUCCUGGGACGACGGCCUGAGUUCACAGAUGCAAAAGUUGUGGCCCGGAGUGAAGGCAGAGAAGUGAUGCGAGUUCGUUCCCAAGGUUUCGUCUCUUUGUCAUUUAACAUUGUGACCAAAGACAUGAAGAAACUGGGCUAUGACACGACGCCGUCAAAAGCAGCCAAUCAGACGGGCGAUAUUUAACCUACAUAACCACAUCAAACGCUGGGAUCCAGAAAACCUUAACUUCCUCUGCAAGCCAAAAUUGUCACUCCCACGACCCGUGUGGAAAUCCUCAGUGACAUUUAUACACACAAUGGUGAAAAUAUUUCCACAUUUGCAAAAGUUAUAGAUUUAAAAUGUGUAGAAAUGAAAUGUUUUGGACCAGAUGAUUUUAGAUGUUAAACAUUCAGCAGCUUCAGUUAUUUGUGUCACUUGUUUAUAUUUUGUACUUUUUUUUUUAAAUAAAUCAGAAAUGAU
Molecule: messenger RNA, 1017 nt
Organism: Thalassophryne amazonica
Lineage: Eukaryota; Metazoa; Chordata; Actinopteri; Batrachoidiformes; Batrachoididae
Gene: b9d1
Product: B9 protein domain 1
Exons: 7
Coding region: 148-741 (197 amino acids)
Biological process (GO): cilium assembly
Cellular component (GO): MKS complex
Source: RefSeq, a predicted model, not a curated record